AUGGUCGGCACGCGAGGUCCGGUGCCGGUACCUCUGACCGAGACCAAUGGCGCUGGACGAGACCUCACCAUCGACAUUCUCCACCACCUCGAAACGAACGAUCCUUUCCAGUCCGAUGUUGCCUAUCCGGACAAAAGCCAAGCCGAGAUCAAGGCAGCUCUGGACCGCCUCGCCAGCAGGGCCAUGGUCGAGUACGACACGAACGACGCCGAGCAGAUCACCUUAACCGGAGAAGGACAGCAGAUUGUGGACGAAGGCAGUCAUGAGUACAAGGUCUGGCAGCUGGUCAAAGGGAAGGGCAGAGUGCCGCCGAAAGAUCCGUCACUGGCGACGCCCUCGGCGAAGUUGGGCUCCGGCAAUGCGAUCAAGGCGGGCUGGAUCAAGAAGGAUGGUGAUGCCUUCGUGGCAGUGAAAGACACUGUACAAGAUGCUACGAGGGAGACUCUGAAGUAUGCGGCGGAAUACAAGACAAUGCCCGACCAACGGCAGCUCAAAGACUUCCAGAAGCGAAAGCUGGUCGGUGUCACCAAGAUCAUCACCUACGAGGUGCGGAAAGGCCCGCGGUGGGCCAAGGAGAUACCUCUUGAAGUGACCGACUUGACGGCGGAGAUGCUGGAGGAUGGAAGCUGGAAGUCAGCCAACUUCAAGCCAUACAACUUCAAGGCGCUUGGCGCGCAGCAGAACUCAGGAGCGCUACAUCCCCUGAACAAGGUGCGCGAGGAGUUCAGGAAAAUCUUCUUCAAUUGGGACUUCAUCGAGAUGCCCACAGGACGCUUCGUUGACACCGGCUUCUGGAACUUCGACGCCCUGUUCGUCCCACAACAGCAUCCAGCGCGUGAUGUACAAGACACUUUCUACGUCUCGGACCCCCCUGAAUCAGGCCUGCCUGGACCUGAUGUACCCGCAGACCGUGCACUCGACAAGAUGGAGGCCGAAUCCAUGCUCUUCAGCUCAGGAGACGAAUCUGGUCGCAAGAAGCUCGACUACGCACAAUACUACAAGGACGUCAGAGCUGUUCAUCAAGACGGCAAGUUCGGCUCAAUUGGCUACCGGUAUCCAUUCUCCGACUCUGAGACCACACGACUUGUCCUGCGUACACAUACCACUGCUGUUUCCACCUACUGUCUACAUCGCCUCGCCGCAAACCCGAGACCCGCCCGCUACUUCUCGAUUGACCGAGUUUUCCGUAACGAGACGGUCGAUGCCACGCAUUUGGCCGAGUUCCACCAAAUCGAAGGCGUCAUUGCAGACUACGGUCUGACACUGGGAGGUCUGCAGGCCUUCCUGGGCAAGUUCUUCGAGCAGCUCGGCAUCACCAACCUUCGCUUCAAGCCCGCCUACAACCCUUACACCGAGCCAAGUAUGGAAGUCUUCGGCUUUCACCGUGGUCUCAACAAGUGGGUCGAAAUUGGUAACUCAGGGAUGUUCAGGCCGGAAAUGCUGCUGCCAAUGGGCCUGCCGGAAGAUCUACGAGUGUACGGCUUCGGUCUGUCCCUGGAACGACCGACGAUGAUCAAGUAUGCGGUGAGCAACAUUCGUGAGCUGCUCGGCCACAAGGUCGACCUGGGAUUCAUUGAGAGCAACGCGGCAGUCCGGCUGGAUAAAGACUAG
This is a messenger RNA of Zasmidium cellare ATCC 36951, 1611 nucleotides long. RefSeq lists its product as uncharacterized. The coding region runs from base 1 to 1611 and encodes 536 amino acids. Gene Ontology annotation, molecular function: ATP binding; phenylalanine-tRNA ligase activity; tRNA binding. Gene Ontology annotation, biological process: phenylalanyl-tRNA aminoacylation. The record is from RefSeq and is a predicted model, not a curated record. Lineage: Eukaryota; Fungi; Ascomycota; Dothideomycetes; Mycosphaerellales; Mycosphaerellaceae. Gene Ontology annotation, cellular component: phenylalanine-tRNA ligase complex; cytosol; cytoplasm. The transcript has 2 exons.